AUGGAGUCUCUGCCUUACUCCCCGACUACCAUUCCUGGUGGCAGAGAUGCGGCGGCCUUUUACUCAGAGGCUUGGCCAGCCCAACCGGAGGCCGUAAGGCCAGGUCCUGGUGACCAGCGCCACGUGGGAGAAGCACCGGCGGCGUCGAUGGAUGCAAAGGUUGGGAGAUUUCUUCCGACAGCAUGCUGCGAUGGAGACCUUUACGACGAUGACAAGGCAGCAGUUUGUGACGCCAUCGGGCACUGGAGCUGGGUUUAUGGUGCAGCAGCAGGUUCAGCAUGCUUCGCAGCCUGCGAGUCCACACCCGGAGUCGUUGGGCGCCGGAACGGACUUGGCGGCACCUACGAUGGAGCCAAAUCCACCGCUGUUUGGACGGCAAGCGAGAAGGGCGAUGGAAGCUUGGAAUGCUCAAGCACCGUUGCUUCAUGGUUCGUCGACAAGUUCAAGAAGCUCUUCGGGCGCAUUCGGCACCAACCCAACCGGAUGUUGGCGCCGAUGUGGAUGCGGUCUUUUCGGCAGCUCGUGGGGAUCCUGCGGGUGAUGGUGCUCCGCGUGUACCAGGAGAUGCUCGGGCUCAGCUCACAAGUCAUGGAGUACUUGGAGGUGAUCGGGCUUAUUUGGUUCCGCGUCUACCCGGAGAUGCUCGGGCUCAGCCUACAAGUCAUGGAAUACUUGGGGGCGAUCGGGCUUAUUCUUCUCAGGAGCUACCCGUAG
Molecule: messenger RNA, 714 nt
Organism: Symbiodinium sp. CCMP2592
Lineage: Eukaryota; Dinophyceae; Suessiales; Symbiodiniaceae
Source: the annotation of a GenBank genome assembly